CAAAUUGAAUUUCAAAAGCCAGAGAGGGAGGAGCGAGACAAAGGCUAGUUUAGUUGUUGCUUCUCCUCUUCUUUGAAAAAAGAUCCCUUCUUUUCCCGUCUAAGUUUGAAAAUCCAGCCAACAUUGGGUCGACUUUUCUUUUUCUAUGUGAAUGACAUAACUUCUCUUCUCGGAUUUUGGAUUUCUUGAAUUUACCGUCAGAAUUUCCCUGGAGAAUCAGUGAAUUUUCGAGGAUUCUUUUUGUUUUUGCUUUUGAAUGGAUAAAAGUGAGGGAGGGCAUUUGCCUCCAACGAAGGCUCAAUCGGAGCCGGCUAGCGCUCAGGUGGAAGCGGAUUAUCCGGCAAAGAAGCUAGCGAGGCAGCUGGAUUUCACGGGAGGUGGAGGUAGUGCACCGGGGCAAGCCCCAACGGCGUCUUUGUCGGAACAUGCUAAGCAGAUUCAACCGCAGGUAAUGAAUUCUAAUCAGUUAACAGUGUCCAUGAAGUCAACACAACUGAUAAGGCCACAGUCACAGACACAGCCGCAAUUGCAGCAACAUAUACUGUUGAUGCCGAUGCAACAAACUCCUGUCCUGCCUCCGCAUCCUUCAAUACGACCUUUGAAACCCGAAUCACCAAAAGCAAGGUCAAGGCAAAGUUCCAGUGAAGCAAAGGAUGGUACACCUAAAAAGCCAAAGCAGUGUAACUGUAAGCAUUCUCGAUGUUUAAAGUUGUAUUGUGAAUGCUUUGCUUCUGGCAUUCACUGUGAUGGAUGCAACUGUGCCAAUUGUCUUAAUAAUGUCUCAAGUGAAGGUGCUAGGCGAGAAGCUGUUGAAGCUACUCUAGAGCGUAAUCCAAAUGCAUUCAGACCUAAAAUUGCCAGCAGUCCCCAUGGAGCUCGAGAGAAAAGGGAGGAAGCUGGGAAUGGCUUAGUACUACCAAAGCAUAACAAAGGUUGCCACUGCAAGAAAUCAGGUUGCCUUAAGAAGUACUGUGAGUGCUUCCAAGCCAACAUUCUUUGCUCUGAAAAUUGCAAAUGCAUGGACUGCAAAAAUUUUGAAGGAAGUGAAGAGAGGCAGGCACUUUUCCAUGGGGAUCAUGCCAACAACAUGGCAUAUCUCCAGCAGGCAGCAAAUGCUGCUAUAACUGAUGCCAUUGGAUCCUCUGGUUAUGGAUCUCCUCCAGUGAAUAAGAAAGGAAAGCCUCAGGAGCUGUUCGUUGGGUCAAAGAAUAAAGACCCUGUUCAUAGGCUGGGUCAAUUUCAACAGGAAAACCAGAUUAAAGCUUCAGUUCCACCAUCUUUGUUGACUGCCAUUCCUGGUCCCCGUAUUAGUAAUGCAGCCUUAGGUCCUUCAAAGCUUACGUACAGGUCUCUGUUAGCAGACCUAAUCCAGAUGCAUGACAUCAAGGAGCUUUGCUCUGUUUUAAUUGUUUAUACACGGGAAGCGGCCAAGAUGCUUGCAGAUGAAAAAGAUGCUUCAUUAAAACAGGCCAAGUGCUACAGAGAAGCUUCUUAUCCUUAUUCAGGUGUUGAGAAGGUGAUGCCUGAUGAUUGUUCAACUGGAAUACAGGCCGAGAGUAUGAGGGUGGAUGAGUCUAGAUUGGAUAGUGCUGAUGUAUCAAAAGAAGGGUCAAUAUCUCCGGGAACAUUAGCUCUCAUGUGCGAUGAACAGGAUACAAUUUUUACUGCUGCUGCUGCUCUCCCUAAUGACUCAACAAGCCUAAUCUAUAAUACAUCUUUCCAACUGCCUCAUGGGCAUGGCAUGGCAGAAAUCUACCCAGAACUGGAGAGAAUCGUGUUGGCACAAACUCGUGAUUGUCUUAAAAAGCUGAUCACUUUGGGAGAAAUAAAAGAAAAAAAAUGUUCUUCAAUGGUGCGAGAUACUGAUUCAGGUAGACAAAACAACGCGAGCAGCAAUGGUGUAGCCAUGAAUGAUUCAAAUAAUCAAGAAGAACCUUUCAGUAAUGGUGUUGCCAGUACUGUUCCACCUCCACCACCACAUCAAAAGGUUGACCCUGGAACUACUGCUGCUAAUAACGCAUGUCCCAAAGUUCAUCCACCGGAUGGGAAUAGGGACAUGAAAGAAAAAAAUCUGAAAUAAACUGUAAAGAAUUUUAGAUUGAGAUUUAUCUAUAGAUGCUGAAUCUUUGUAAUAUUGGGCUGUUCUUCUUUGGGUUUCUCUUCGAUGCAGUGACAAGGUUAUUUCAUGGAACUAACCAGCCCCACUCAUGUAACUUUUACUACAGUUUUCCUUGGUAUAAGGAAGGGAAAAGUACACAGAAUACCCAUAUGGGCCUAUUUAAGUACAUGUUUUUAGGAGUAAUUUGAGAUUUGCACCCUAA
Messenger RNA from Solanum dulcamara, 2321 nucleotides. Its product is annotated as protein tesmin/TSO1-like CXC 5. NCBI's taxonomy places the organism in Eukaryota, Viridiplantae, Streptophyta, Magnoliopsida, Solanales, Solanaceae. The transcript has 8 exons. The record is from RefSeq and is a predicted model, not a curated record. Gene Ontology annotation, cellular component: nucleus. Gene Ontology annotation, biological process: regulation of DNA-templated transcription. Bases 257 to 2080 code for a protein of 607 amino acids.